GGAGAGAGCACACGUCACAGCUCUUAGUGCAACGGACGUUCAUCGAAGGGAGUGCUAUGCUUUCCUUCGAGCGAGGUAAAAUCCCGGGGAUUUCGGCUUAAAGAACGGAAAUAAGACUGGAAUAAAUUUGCUGACAGCUCGCAUGAUGGAAGGGGCAUUGACGUGUCCAGUGUGCUCUCACGUGUACGAGCGUGGCGAGCGAGACCCCCUGGUUCUUCCCUGCGGCCACACCUUCUGCCGCGGGUGUCUGGUCAGCCUCCAGGUCGACGGCUGCUUCGCCUGCCCCUCCUGCCGGGCUUCGCAUCACUCCGAGUCCCUGGACGCUUUUCCUGUGAACUUUUCCCUUCUGAACCUCACGCGGCAGUCCCACGACCGUGUUUUCAUGCGGGAGAACUCGUGUAGCAGCCACGGGGAACCUCUGAACUACUGGUGUCGAGAGUGCCAACAGCUACUAUGUGGCUGUUGCAUCCUUAAACUACAUCUCAAAGACGGCCACGAGGUAGUACACACGAGCGACUUCAUCACAGAGAAGAAAAAGGACAUCAAGAAACAAGCCAAACGACUCAGCCAGGUUCUCACGGAGAGCAAGGAAAGCGUUAUCCAGAAGUUCCACCUCUGCGUCAUGAAGAUCGUCGAGCUAUGCGGGGAGAGCGAGAAUAUUCUCACCAAGGACGAAGAACUCCAGAAAAUCUCCUCGGAAGCGAAGACGUUCAACGAAGUCGAGUCCAUCCUCGUGUCCGAGACGAGGCUGCAGAGUCUCCAACAAGACCGUGUCGGAGAAGCUCUGCCGACCUCGACUGGCGACGCCCCUCGCCCAGGAAGAACCAGGGAGUACCUCGAAGUUCCUGACGGCGACCGCACUCUCGAAGAGGAAUGCUCACAGGGGCAGUACCCCGUUCUCGAUAUUCAAGACGACAAAGGUCCAUCUCCCAAACACUUAGGCGGGCAGAUGGAACCAAAAUCCACCGGGGAAUUAGGUGCACAUGAAUAUCAACUUACAACAACUACCUCUUUAUCGAACCUGUUACCUUGGCCGCUGAAGUGCUGCGUUGUUGCCAAGGACGGACGUCAGACCACGAUGCGGCGGGAAGAUGGUCUGGUGCUCGUGGGCGCCCUCUCGCUCCACAUGCAUGACGCGCAUGUCACUGUACAGAUGGCUGUAGUGGAGUCGAUGGUCCACCCGGAGUUCCCGCAGGUGUUCCUAGAGCUACACGCCGGGGAGAGAUACCUGGGCAGACUCGUUAUUCGCCUCUGGGGCCGCCUGCGUCGCGCUCAGCACUUCAAGGCCCUCUGCCUCGCCUCCUUCGGCCCGUCCUACACGGGGUCGCGGCUGGAAUACGUAGGGAACAAAAACCAGCCCGGGGAGUUCAUCGUCGGGGGAGGAUACCUGGACCAGGACUCGAAGCGGAGCUCGCGGGGGCUCAUGGACGGCCUCGAGUGGGGGGGUCAGUUUGCCGGGGAGGACGCCGAGGGACUCCUACAGGGCGCGGGGGGCGGUCACCGGGAGUACGACGCACUCUUCUGUAUCUGCAGCAGGACCGACGUGGCAGGGAAAUCCCAGUGUCCUUUCGGAGAAGUCGUGUCUGGGAUGGAGGUGGUGAGGGCGGCUGCGCAACACGAGCCCAUCGCCGACGUCAGAAUCAGUCGGAGCGGAAUUGUGCUUCCGGAGUCGUGAGGGAUACGAAUUUAUAUAUC
Messenger RNA from Penaeus monodon (black tiger shrimp), 1695 nucleotides. RefSeq lists its product as uncharacterized. Bases 143 to 1675 code for a protein of 510 amino acids. NCBI's taxonomy places the organism in Eukaryota, Metazoa, Arthropoda, Malacostraca, Decapoda, Penaeidae. Gene Ontology annotation, molecular function: zinc ion binding; ubiquitin protein ligase activity. The transcript has 4 exons. The record is from RefSeq and is a predicted model, not a curated record.